Molecule: messenger RNA, 7391 nt
Organism: Spinacia oleracea (spinach)
Lineage: Eukaryota; Viridiplantae; Streptophyta; Magnoliopsida; Caryophyllales; Amaranthaceae
Product: putative pentatricopeptide repeat-containing protein At1g13630
Exons: 6
Coding region: 3329-5758 (809 amino acids)
Molecular function (GO): protein binding
Source: RefSeq, a predicted model, not a curated record
CUUCUUUCUUUCUGUUGGUUUUUAAUGAAGAACUGGGUGUAGGCCACUAUUUUUAAGGAUCACUAUCAUUGCAAAAUUCAAUUCCAAUUGUAACAAACUUGCUUUUCUGCAGAUGUGGAUGAAUUAGCUUUUUCCUUAUCCUGUCAAUUCGCUUUUCCUUUCCAUUGAAAUUAUAUAAUUAGGAUGAAAAUGACCUGUGCCAUGUUCAUUACAGAGUACAUGUCAAUUAUGUCAUGGUGGGUUUAGAUUUCACCAAAAAAGAUGAACAUUAAUUAAUAUUCAUAAUUUAAUAUAUCAGGUUGGUUUUUGCUGACAUUAUAAGCAAGAAAAUUAUGUCAAGCAACAGCAAAUCCAAAUUUGGCCUUUCAGUAUUCUUUUGGUGCAGUCAAAAUAGUGAAGUGUUAUGUAUGGCUACAUAAUUGCCUUUUCCAUAUGAUCUGUGGGCUAAAUAAUAAAGUACGGGAUUUGUUCUGUUCAACGUAUUUCAGGAGAAAUGAGUCUAGGAAACAUAGGCUUGUCCAGUAUAGUUGAUAUCUAAAGUAAGUUAUGAUAAGUUUUAAUAAGUUGUUCACUUAAAUUUAGAUAAAUUAGGAUAAGUAGAAAUUAGGUGAAUAAAAUGUACUCUAAUGAUUUUGGAUUAGGCAAGGAAAGAGAAAGGACAUGCGGAAUAAGAGACAGUUUGUGAUAAGUUUUAAUAAGUUAUGUUAAGUUUUAAUACUCCCUCCGUCUCUUUUUGUUUUUUACGUUGGUAUUUUGCACGCAUUUUAACGACUAAUUAAUGUGCAUUGAGAUUCUUCUAAGUUUUUCGUGUAAACAGAAAAAUUACUUUUAUUUAUAAUGUUUUCACUAUUAUCAAAAUUCUGAUAUUGGGAAAUGAGAAAAAGUUAAUGUCUUUAUGGAAAAAUGUGAGAGAUUAAAUGACCCAAUGGAUUUAAUUGGUUAAUAUAAUAAUUGGCACAAAUUUUGAUAAAAUAUUAAAUCAUUUAUGUGAUAAUAUAAAAAGAAAUGUAAAGAACAUUUUGAAACACCCAAAAAAGAAAACGUAAAAAACAAAAAGAGACGGAGAGAGUAAGUUUUAAUAAGUUGUUCAGUUAAGUUUAGAUAAAUUAGGAUAAGAUAAGUAGAAAUUAGGUGAAUAUAACGUACUUCAAUGAUUUUGGAUUAGGCAAGGGAAGAGAAAGGACACGAGGAAUAAGAGACAGACAGUUUAUCAAGAAAGAAAAAGCGUUUUACCACCUUGUUGUCCCAUUUUAUGGAGUUAUUAUCUAAACAAAAGAAGAGAUUUUAUGGGUGGGUUAUCCUUUCUUGUCCCUUCUUAUCAACCAUUAUGGUCAAAUGACAUGAUUAAGAUUUAAGACUUUGUUUUAACUUUUAAGGAACUGAGAUAUACUAUUAUAGACCACGUUUGAAGAAUUUAAUUUCCAUGGGUCCAAAUUAGGAGCUUUUGAGUAAAUCAAACACUAACUUGUAAGUUGUAACUUUAAAUUAUUCUCGAAAAGUAAAUACGAUAAAGAAAUGACCUAGCGUGUACUCUGUAUCAUCUUAAAGACUAUAAAGGAUGAGUCGGAUGACAUUAGGCUCCGGACUUUUAAUUUUAUAAGAUGAAAAACUCCAAUCGUUAAAGCAAAGAAUAAUAGUCAAUUUGGCGCAAUAACAAUGUCUUGAUAAGUAAAAGAGGUAAAAGAAACGAAGUUUUUGCUAAUUAUAGUUUCUAGAUCAUCUAUAUUUAAUAAUAGAAAUCUCAUACGAAAUAUGAAAUGGUUUGCUGUAAAUCACGAGUAAUGAUUUAUAGUUAUAAUAAUGACUGUUUAAGGCAGAUUUCAUGCGCAGAUUUCACGCAAUAAUGCGUAAAAUGUAAAGUGACACACAUCCAAGAUUCAACACUAAACAAUGAAGUAUUAUUAUAGAGAAAGAGUAGUGUAUCAUACAAUUUGUGUUAAACCUAAAACGGAUAAACAUGCAUUUUUGGUGAAGAUCUAAAUUCCCAUCUACCUCAUAAUCGAUAUUCAAUCAUCAUCAAAGAAGCAAGUAGUUAAAAGAAAACAAGAAGAAUAUUGGUAAUAUGGCCCAUCAACGUGGCACCCUAAUCUUUUUACAGUACUAGUUUGUGUGUUUUUUUUAAUUGUAUUUGCAAGUUGCAGGCUUGCUGCUUGGAGUAGGCCCGAGCCCGGUGGGCCCGGGAGAAUGCACUUUAUUGAAAUAUUGGGAUUCAAGAUAAAAUGAUGGGCUAUUUAGCCUGUUAGUGUAAGGUGUCCACUUACUGGACCAUGGUCUUGUCUAAUUGCAAUGAGUACUUCCAAAGUCCCAAGUUUGACACUUUUGAUUGUGUUAAAAAUCAAAAGUUUUUCAUAUUGAGGUUUACCUGAUUAUUGAUACGAAUUUAACAAUAUUUUUCGGUACUAUAAUUGGUGUGAUAUUUAAAGAACAAAGUAUGAGGUGUUUUGAAUAAGUCGUACCAUUUCGACUGAUGUAUGGACUAGUUGAUAAGGAAUACUCCUUAGUUAAGUUUUUCGAUGUAAAUUUUGUUGUGUGGCAUAUUAGUAGUUGAUAGUUGAGGUUUUUUUACUAUGUGUUUGUUAGUGUUGGCCCCCGAUCACCCACCUUGUCGAGUCACACGCCACUACGACUUCACAUUAGUAUGAUAUGGUACACGUUGGGUCUAACUCGCAUUGUUUUGGGCUACUCCCCAAAAGGCCUCAUACUAUUUGGAUAAAGUAAACACUUAUAUGCUAGACACCUUUUACCUACGCUUUCAAUGUGGGACUUGGAUUGAUAUCCCAACAGUUAGAUAUGUAAUCGGUCAAGUCUUUUUUCUGUAUUGUCCCAACACGAGAUUACGUUGCUGAGUUCAAUGUUACCUCCUCUAAUCACUUUCUAAAUAUCGUGUCAUAAAGGUUUUUUGCAAGUUAAAGAAAUGAGGAAGUAUUUUCUAACACAAAUGUUUAGUAACACAAAUACUGUAAUUUUGUAACAAAUAUUUACAAAUUUGCCUUUGACACACGAAGUAUACAAUUUCGUAUGUCCGAUUUUGCUUUGGUAUUUUCGUAAUUUUGUCCCCUUUUGGUAGUUUCUUUUUCUCCACGUAUGAUCCUCGGUAAUGAAACCCUUUGAAAAAUUGCCGCGAGUUCAACAAGCUUCCUUAAACCCUAAACCCCCAAACCCCUUCUCCUCCGCCAUCAUUUGACGCCCCAACCACCGCCCAAAACCCCUUCUCCUCCUCUUUCUCUCUCUCCGUCGCCAGCAUUUUUCACCACCACCGCCCAAAACCUUCAAAACCAAUGAUUGCUUCUCUACACCAUAGAAAAAACCCUGGAGCUUACCAAUUCCCAUGCUUUAUCGUCUCCGCCCAUGUAGACUCCGCCGCCUUCCUCUCCUCCUCUCUAAACCCUUCACUUCCACUUCCGCCGCCUUAAUUUCCGACGACACUCCCCCUGUCACCACCGAAACCCCAAUCUCAAACCCCAGUGAUACAAUCCGCGAUAUUCUUCACAAAUUAAGAAAAUUCGGUCUCAAUCAAUUCGUCACUGGCGGUUAUUUUCACGGCACUUUUGCUUCUAAGUUGGAUUCAGACACUGUUGAUCAGAUUAUUGAUAAAUUGAGUGUUGAAAGCCCGGAAUCAGCUGUAGGAUUUUAUUCCCUUUUGAAGAGUGAUUAUGGAUUUCAACCUUCGACAAAAUGUGUGUUUGUUGUGGCUCAUAUUCUUGCUGAGAUGCGGCGGGUUUGGGAUUUGCAGGAUGUUAUCAAGGAGAUUGUAGCUCAGGAAGGAUCAGGCUCUGCACCUUUUCUAUGUGAUCUACUUGAUAACAGCUUCAGAGACUGGAAUUCGACUUUUCUUGUCUGGGAUAUGGUGGCCUUUUGUUAUUCAAGAUUGGAGAUGGUACAUGAUGCACUUGUUAUUUUAGCAAAGAUGAAGAUCCUGAAUUUGCAACCGUCAAUAUACACCUAUAAUAGUAUGUUGCAAAACCUGAAACACACUGAUAUUAUAUGGAAUAUAUACGAUGAAAUUAAAUCCAGAGAUAUUUCACAUAGCAGAUAUACAAAUCCCAUUUUUAUAGAUGGACUUUGCAGGCAGUCAAUGCUUCACGAAGCAGUAAGAUUUUGGCGGGAGACUGAAGGAAAGGAGACUGGGGUUUCUAUUGUUUCACUCAACACCCUUAUGUCAAGUUUUUGCAGAGUGGGCCUUGUUGACGUUGCAAAGUCUUUCUUUAGUAUGAUGCUAAAGUCUGGCAUUCUCCCUGAUAUAUACAGCUAUAAUAUUCUUAUUAGUGGAUUAUGUAUGGCGGGAGCUAUAGAAGAAGCUUUGAAUUUUGCAGAUGACAUGGAGAAGAAUGGUGUUGAUCCUGAUAUUGUGACUUAUAAUACUCUUAUCCAAGGGUUUAACCGUCUUGGCUUGGUAGGCGAGGUUGAGAAGAUCAUUCAGAAAAUGAUGAUCAAGGGUUUGAAGCCCGAUAAUGCUACUUAUAAGGUAUUGGCAUGUGGAUAUUGCCAGGGUGGCAACUUGGGUGAAGCACUUAAUCUGCUACAUAAGAUGACUCUUCAGGGCAUUCCACCAAGUAUUAUUCCUUACACUGUUGUGCUUGACGGUCUGUGUAAGAUGGGGCAUUUCGACAAGGUAAUCAAAUUGCUUGAUGUCGUUGAUGAGAUGGAAGACCUAGGACUAAAACCAGAUUCAGUUUUUUACUCUGUUAUUAUACAAUGUCUUUGUAAGAUAGGAGAAGUGGAUAGAGCUAUACAACUCUGCAGUGAGAUGCACUCAAGAAGAAUCUUCCCGAGUUUGGUCUGUCAUGGAGCAAUUCUCUCGAAGCUAUGUAACGAGGGGAUGCUGCAUGAGGCAAGAAUGUACUUUGAUGCCCUGUCGGAAUGUUAUUUAGCUUUCAAUGUUGUUCUGUAUAAUAUAAUGAUUGAUGGAUGUGUGAAGUUUGGUAAUAAUGGAGCUGCUGUACAGUUAUACAUGCAACUAUUGGAAAAAGGUAUUAAGCCAACAAUAAUCACAUUUAACUCUUUGAUUCAUGGUUUUUGUAGAAGCGGAAAACUAGGGGUAGCUAGAAAGUGGUUUGAGACAAUUAAGGUCCACGGACUUGUACCGAAUGCUGUAACUUACACCACCCUUAUGGAUGGGUACUGUAAAGAUGAAAAUACUACUGCCAUGCUUGAGUUGUUCCAGGAGAUGAUGGCAGAAAAUGUGGACCCAACACAUAUCACUUACACUGUCCUAAUCAAAGGUCUCUGCAACGAAAGGAGAUGGCAAGAAUCUUUUCAAGUACUUGCAAAUAUGUACAGCAAGGAUCUAAAACCAGAUCAAGUAACUUACAAUACCAUUAUCCAAUGUCUUUGUAGAGCGAAGAACUUGAAAGGAGCAUUAUGGCUACAUGAUGAGAUGAUAAAGGAAAAUAUUCAACCUAGUUCGGUCACUUAUAAUAUUCUCCUGAAUGGCCUCUGUUUAUACAGUGAUUUGAAGGUUGCAGACAAUCUAAUGCGUUUUCUUCAACAUCAGCAGAUUAGUUUGUCAAAGGUUGCUUACAUGACGUUGAUAAAAGCACAUUGUGUCAAGGGAGAUACAUCUGCAGCAAUUAUAAUUUUUCAUUGCAUGCUGCAUAAGGGUUAUCAAGUCUCCAUCAAAGAUUUUAGUGCUAUCAUAAAUAGAUUGUGCAAAAGGGGUUUCAUAACCGAAGCAAAACUUUUUCUAUGCAUUAUGUUAUAUGAAGGAAUUUCACCUGAUAAGGUUCUUUUUGAGAUGCUGGUUCAGACCUUUCUUUAAUUUGUUCCAUAAGAAGCGAUGUUUUGUUUGCUCCUUUCUCUGAGAACAUUGAGAUGGUGUUUGCAAUGAGUGUCAUGUCAGGGGAAUAACUUCGCCUGCAAGACUGAUUUUGUUCAAGAUAUGAAUGUAUAUGCCAGCUUUGAGAACACAAAGAAUGAAUGAACUUCUCGUUGAAAGUAUUCUUCUUGUUGUUUUUGGGACGAGGUCGACAGCUCUUUGCAGCUGGAGCAAGUGCAUAACUGCAUAUGUUGGAAAAUGCGGAAUGUGUUUUAUAAUUAGCAGGCUGUUAUUGGUUAUGGUUAUGGUUACAAUAACUACGAUCAUGUCCAGACUGAUGCCAUGAUUUCUGGAGCCCUUAAGUGUUCAAGUCGAACCUUGGCUCUCUGCUAAAUAUAGGCUUCACAGUAAUAUGCUGAAUGAUGUAGUGCUUCAGGGAGCCUGAACACGAAUGACAUCAAUAUUAGUGGCUACUCUCCAAGGAGCUUGAGUGUGAAUGUCUUCAGUUAUCGUUUAUUUACCAAUGUAUCCUAUAGAAGUUAGUCAUCCCUCUGUGGAACAAGCUGCCCCAGGAGAAAGAAAGUUAGGAUCUGAACAGUUUAAUGAAGUUGCAGAUGACAGAAAUUUGCCUCCUUUUCAAGUUUUUGAUACUCCAAGUUGGGUCGAUUUUUCCUCCAAGGCCAGCUGCUGAACUUCCACCAGCUUUCACUGCCUCCGAUGCCUCCAAGGUUAAGCCCAACUUGGCCCAUCUAAUUCCGUUCUGGCUCGUUGAACAGGUCUAGCCCUCACCUUCUGAGGUAUAUCUCGACCACGUGACUUGUUGAUUCGACCCAAUGCAUUCGAGUCAGGCACCAUGUGUUCUCCUUCACAAAGUUUCAGUGCCAGCUCUGUAUACUCUGCUAAAAGUUUGGCAUUUGACAAACUGAUCAGCCUCCAUUGGCCAAGCCAACAGCACCACCCUAAAGGCCCGGCCCGACACAAAAAUCCCGGUCAGUGGCCUGGCCACAAUUUGAACUAUUCGACCCGGCAUGUUGCAGAAUGGGCUUGGGUGGGCCUGGCCUGGACCACAUCCAUCUUUACACCACCCCCAGCCAUUACAUUACACUCUGCAACAAUGAGUUCCACCCGCACAGUGACUCACGAACCCACCUACUGCUUUGUGGUGCAGUGUCUCUCACUUGUGGGACCCAACCUCUUUGCACCAUGCGCCGAUCAGAGGCCCGCUUGUCAAACCCAUCUGGGACCUGUUGACUGGACCUGGACUUGACCACCCAUAUGAACUGAGUCUUCCUUCGCUCCAAAGCUGAAGCCAUACAUACCCUAAUUUUGAGGUUCUGUAAGCAGCUUUUUGACUUCCAAAACAGACAUAUAACACUCUACAAUCAGGGCAUGUAUCAUAUCAAGCCAGUUAGCACUCCAAAUUGGUUAAUUGAUAGUUUAAUACUACCAAUUAGGCACCACAAAGGUCAACUACACAGUCCCAAAUGAGGUUGGAGAGGCGGCAAGCUGUGAUGUGUUGAUAAACACAUCACAGUGGUACGCUGGUACUUUCACAUCACAUAACAUGGGUACGGUAUAUAAUUGUUUAAAUUUUUUAAACCAUUAUUCUUAUUUAUAUAGCAUUGUUUGUUUUAUA